ACACCUGGAAAGCCUCGCCACCAGCAAAGCUACCCACAGCUGCAGCCUGCACUGCAGCACCAGCCACCGCCCAACAACUCCAUCUGCUCCGGCCGGCGCUCCCAAUCCCAAAUAUCCUAUCCUAUUCCUAUCUAUCCCUCACUCGUUCCUCCUCCUUCCCUCCAUCGAUCGAUCCUUAAUUAGGUAGCUGCUAGCUCCACCACCCAACCAAUCUGCAAACAGCUAGCAAAUUAAACCUGAUCGAUGGAUCAUCAUCAUCAGAGGGUGAGUGGGUGACAGUGACGACGACACAAAUGCAUGCCCUGCGGCUAGCUAACCGGUAUUUACAAGAUUUCAGCUCAGCACCUUGCAUUCUGCGUAGAGAUCAGGGCCAGGCUGCUACCUAGCUAGCUCAUCAUCAGCUUCUCCUCUGAUCCAUCCAUAGUCGGUCUCCACGACAUCCACACUCUCUGAUCUCUUCUUCUAAGCUAGAGGCCAGAGCACGCGCCCACGCCAGAUGGUCCAUCUGUUGCAAUGCAGACGAUGCAGCGGCAGUGUUCACAAACUCUUCCUCUUCUCUAUCCUCCUCCUCCUCACAUCUUCCAUGGCGGUAGCAUUCUCAGAUGCCUCAGAUACCAGGAGGUUGCCGCUGAUGCUACAGCCGGAAGACAAGGAGGCAGUGGCCGCUGAUGACAAGCAGCCGCUGGAGGCGGGAGGAGGAAGAAGAAGCAGAUCAGGGGAGACUACGGAAGCAAGGCGGCGGCGUGGUCUGAUCGGAUCGAGGCCCCCGAGAUGCGAGCGGGUGUGCAUGUCCUGCGGCCACUGCGAGGCGGUGCAGGUGCCCAUCGUGCCACAGCAUGAGGAGGAGAAGGCGAGAGCCUCGGCGUCGGCGGUCACCCUCGCCGCCGCCAUGUUCACCUACCGGGUGGACGGCAUCAGCAACUACAAGCCGCUGAGCUGGAAGUGCAGGUGUGGAGGAACCAUCCUGGAUCCAUGAAGAAGAAAAAGAUGGAGCACGCACGCUGCGUGCAAUGCAUCCUCAGCUUAGAGCGCUCGCUCGCCAUUCAAUUCGAUGCUGCCGUGCAGACUGUAAACAUCAAUCUCUCGUCUUCUUUAAUUUGCUAGCUUCUUGUUUUGGGUUUGGUUGGUAUUGGUUUUGGUUCCUCUUGCAGUCUAGCUUCCUGCUCUCUAGUCUCAGAUGGAUUGCUGCCUACAUUUUGGUUGCAGUGAGGUUGGAUGGGCGUGGCCGGCCGGGGGGUAGAAUUCCGAUUUUGUUUAAGAUAUGAUGCGCCGGCUGGCUGCCAAUCAAAUGAAACAUCUUGAUGUAGUACUAGUGUUAGUUAAGCUAAGCUAAUAAGGGCAUUCACAAUGCAAGACUCUAUCACAAAGUCUAAGACAAUUAAUUACAUAUUAUUUAUGGUAUUUUCCUGAUGUGGCAGUAUAUUUAAUGAAGAAAGAGGUAGAAAAAAUAA
Sorghum bicolor (sorghum) is the source of this 1451-nucleotide messenger RNA. Its product is annotated as EPIDERMAL PATTERNING FACTOR-like protein 2. The transcript has 2 exons. Gene Ontology annotation, biological process: stomatal complex development; guard cell differentiation. NCBI's taxonomy places the organism in Eukaryota, Viridiplantae, Streptophyta, Magnoliopsida, Poales, Poaceae. The coding region runs from base 497 to 976 and encodes 159 amino acids. The record is from RefSeq and is a predicted model, not a curated record.